AUGUCGGACACGUUGUCCCACUCUAUUACCCAUGCCCGUAUGUCCACCCAGCGGACCUCUACCCAUAUUUCUCCUGACCCCCCAGAGAAUAAACCGGUUACUACUGGUGGGCGCAAAGCGGCCAAAAAAUCCCGUCACCUAGACGAAGACGCCUCCAAAACAGUACUAUCAGACCGGGAACGUCCAGUCACAGUUGAUGUGGUUGCACAACAACAGAGAACCACCCACCGGGCAAAAUCCCUAAUCAAAUAAUCAAUUCUGAAACAGAACAGGAGGAGGCACUGAGCGAGUCCGAUGACGAGGACUCUUACAAUUCUGGAAUAUUUUUUUCCUGAUCACCGUUCUCUAUCAGUGUCUGGGACUCAACUUAAAGUCGGUGGGGAGGAUUCCACCCUCCUCGACCCGGAGUGGUACCCAUUGGAUCAUGUGGCAAAGUAUAUCAGGAAGCCAUUUGAUAAAGUGGAAUAAACUUCAGGCUGAAUGCCCGUGUCCCACGAUUCCUGAUUUGGCAUGCAUCACCCCAGACGUAGAUCCAGAAAUCGUCCAAUUUCUGGCAAAACAGGGUGGAAGGCCUAGAUUUUUC
Molecule: messenger RNA, 583 nt
Organism: Pelobates cultripes (western spadefoot toad)
Lineage: Eukaryota; Metazoa; Chordata; Amphibia; Anura; Pelobatidae
Source: the annotation of a GenBank genome assembly